Penaeus chinensis is the source of this 1307-nucleotide messenger RNA. RefSeq names its product sulfotransferase 1A1-like. Gene Ontology annotation, molecular function: sulfotransferase activity. The record is from RefSeq and is a predicted model, not a curated record. NCBI's taxonomy places the organism in Eukaryota, Metazoa, Arthropoda, Malacostraca, Decapoda, Penaeidae. The transcript has 8 exons. Gene Ontology annotation, cellular component: cytoplasm. Gene Ontology annotation, biological process: sulfation. The coding region runs from base 171 to 1199 and encodes 342 amino acids.
ACAGCAGUACUCUACGACAACGAAAACUCUCGGCCUCAUGUGGCAUAGCAACCACGGCGAGCGAGAGCAACUGCACCCGACGAGAGAUCACAAUUUCCUCGCCUAUCAAAUAAGAUCAUACUCGCAGUUAUGUGUGCGUCGCGGUGGUGAUAUAUAGCCGGACGCUAAAGAUGCCUUCGUCAGGAGAGACGACGACCUUAGCCAGCGGUCACGUCGCCGUUCCCCUCGAGGAAGAAGACGAGAAGCGAAUAUUCAGAAAUUUCCCCACGUUUACCGACGGCGCCUCGAGGUUGAACCCGGGACGCUGGCUUCUCCUGAAGGGGUUCAAGGACGUGGCCGACCGGAUCUAUAAUUUCAAGUUACGCGAGUCGGAUGUAGUGAUCGUCACCUUCCCGAAGAGCGGCACGACUUGGUCCCAGGAGGUGGUUUGGUCGAUGCUACACGACCCGGAUUUAAAGGGCGCUCCUCGCAGUCCGCUCAUGGACCGACCUCCUUAUCUCGAGAUGGAAGUGGACCAAUGGCCGACGGAGGUGAAGUUCUUCGUGCCGCCGCUGUUCCAAGCCAUGUGUCCUGGAGGAGAUGCUUCGAGGGGGACCGUUGUGCAGAUGCUCGAGGUGGAGAAGGAACCGAGGGUGAUCAAGACGCAUCUCCCUCUCUCGCUGCUCCCUCGAGAUACCCUGGACAAGGCGAAGGUGGUGUACGUGGCUCGAAACCCGAAGGACUUGGUGACGUCAUUCUACGAGUUCAGCAGGACAAUAAAACGACUUCAGUUCCAAGGGAGUCUGGCAGAGUUUGCCGACCACUUUAUGCGAGAUGAGUUACGAUACUGCCCUUACUGGGAACACCUCCGGGAGGCGUGGCAGAAGAGGAACCAUCCGAACCUCCACUUCAUCUUCUUCGAGGAUCUGAAGAAGGAUUCCGUGAGAGAAUACAGGAAACUUGCUGGGUUUUUGGGAUCCAAGCUGAGUGAGGAGCAGCUUGCUCGUGUGAUGGAACACACCAGCUUCUCGAGCAUGAAGGGGCGCGACGAGGCCCUGGGGAAGAGCGACCAGAUGAACUCGGAAGGAAGUUUCUUCAGAUCCGGUCAGACCGGGAGUUGGAAGCAGAAACUCAGCCAUGAUUUGGAAAGUAAAAUUGAUGCUUGGACUAAAGAAAAUGUUGCAGAUUUUGGGAGCGACUUUAAAUAUUUCAUAUCAUAAUAAUAAACGGUACUGGUAGAAAUAGAUCAUAUAAUGAUAAUACUCAUUAUGAUAUGAAGUAAUGUGUUAUAGUUGUCUAAUGAAAAAUAAAUUAUAUCUAUCCGUAUA